GAGCGUAAUCUUUUUCUUUGCCUUCUCGGGAAAUUCCAUUUGAGCCGCACACAUCGGAAGCAGAUGUAAAAACGCAAAUCGGAACUCUCCACCGGCGUCGGAUUCCAGCGGUAGUUCUCUUGAGUAUCGGUUUAGCAGUACUCUCAUUAUUAGCUCGAGGUGAUUUGUGUGCUGCGAGUCAUGCAGACGGUUUUAUGACAGUGUUAGUGAGAACUGAGAAUACGAGGCGAUAUUCAUUCACUUUUUAAUAAAGCGACCGACCGAACGACCGACGUUCGACGACCCACGGUACUGCUGUUUGACUGCAUCUUCAUUUUACAAUGGCAGAUAUCGGGACUGCAGCUGCAGCUGUAGCGGGUGCAGUUGGUAGCUCAGUCGUUUUCCAUCCUCUCGAUACAAUUCUCACACUCCAGCAAACCUCCGUGAGCAACAAAUACAUCAUCCCGUUCCCACAGUACUGGCGCGGCGUAACCGUUUCGGCGUUACUAACGACUCCCGCGUUCACCGUCUACCUCCUCUCGUACCGCCAGGCUAAGAAGGAACUCUCCUCGCAGUAUGGAAGUGACUCGGCAAUCACAUACGGCCUAAGCGGGAUAUUUGCAGAGUUGACGAGUAGCGUACUCUGGACCCCCAUGGAAGUCAUCAAGGGCCGAAUGCAGCUCAUUUCAAGUCCCGGAAUGGUCUCGACCACGAAAACUAUUGCACAGAUUUACAAAGAAGAGAAGAUUAGAGGGUUUUUCCGCGGUUACUGGAUGAGCUUGGCGAUGUACACUCCGGCCACGAUUUGCUAUUGGUAUACCUAUGAAAACCUCAAAACAUACAUGCGACAAAGACAGAAACGAAAAGCUGCACUAGCAUCAUCCUCUUCCUCCCCACCACCAACCCAAGACCUUUCCGCCCUCCAAUACGCGCUCGCGUCCUCCGUCGCCACAAUUGCAGGCGAAACAAUCACAAAUUUCCUUGACGUGGUCAAGACGCGCCAGCAACUCGCCUGCUCGGCCGAGGUGCGCGCGCUGCGCCCGGAUGACUCUGCGAGCGUCGCGCGCGUGGCGAGGAAUUUGAUUAGAGAGGUGGGUGUGUUUAGAGCGCUGUUUAAGGGGCUUCAUGUUCGGCUUUUGUAUGCGCUGCCGACGGGGGUGUUGAGUAUGGUUAUUGUUGAGUCGAUCAAGCCUGAUAUCGAUACAGACGAGUACGGAUUAUGAUUGUACAAAGAGAGACACACCAAGCGGUGUAGACGUUUGGUGAAAAGUUAUAUUUAGUGUUGUCACGAUAAACGUGAGU
This is a messenger RNA of Myxozyma melibiosi, 1281 nucleotides long. RefSeq names its product mitochondrial carrier domain-containing protein. Lineage: Eukaryota; Fungi; Ascomycota; Lipomycetes; Lipomycetales; Lipomycetaceae. The transcript is spliced from 6 exons. Bases 321 to 1202 code for a protein of 293 amino acids. The record is from RefSeq and is a predicted model, not a curated record.